UAGCUACACCUCAUUACAUCCGGUGGAUGAGGUCAAUCUUUCCCCAAAGAUCCGCCAUUUCAGCCUCUGAGUUUUAUAUUGCAAAUUACUUAAGAUAUUUAUUUUAAAACGCCCUGACAAAUAAAUUAUAGAUUUCUCUGGUUGCCACAAUUAAUUCUUAAUUAAGGGGUUAACUGUACUGUUUCGUGGGAGUCUGUGAAAUGUACAUAGAUGUAACGGUUUAAAGCGGUAUCGAUGCCAUGUUUUUUUCCCGGAGCGUGUUCCUUAGUGAACCAAAGUUUUUGUAUGAGUUGAAUCCCGAUUGCGAAUAGGGAGAGGCAAGGGGAAGGCCUUGGAUACUCGCAGUGGAUUUGGAGCCAUGGCCGGGAAUUUUGAUGCCGAGGACCGUGCUAGCUGGUACUGGGGAAGGUUGAGCCGACAGGAGGCGGUUUCUCUCUUGCAGGGUCAGAGACAUGGCGUGUUCCUAGUCAGAGACUCGAUUACCAGUCCUGGGGACUACGUGCUAUCCGUCUCAGAAAACUCAAAAGUCUCACAUUAUAUAAUUAACAGCAUCAGCAACAACCGGCAAUCUGGAUCAGGUCUGGCCCCCCCACGGUUCCGCAUCGGGGAUCAGGAGUUUGACGCCCUACCCGCCCUGCUGGAGUUCUACAAGAUCCACUACCUGGACACCACCACUCUGAUCGAGCCCAUCAGCAAGGCCAAGCAUGCAGGCUUCGUGAGCUGUGCCGCCGCUGCAUCAGGCGGCGCCCUACAGGAGGCAGAGUUUGUUCGCGCCCUCUUCGACUUCCCUGGCAACGACGAGGAGGACCUGCCCUUCCGCAAGGGCGACGUGCUGCGCGUGCUGGAGAAGCCUGAGGAGCAGUGGUGGAACGCGGCCAACCAAGAGGGCCGUGUCGGCAUGAUUCCCGUGCCCUACGUGGAGAAGUACCGGCCUGCCUCGCCCAACUCCUUGGUGGCUCCGGCAGCAGGGAGGCCUGGCGGGGCAGGAGGAGUAGGCGGAGUACCGGCAGGUGUUGGAGCCAGCACUACCGACGGAGCAGCUCCCCAGCUGCCCCCACCUCUGGGGGAGCCGGGCCAGUAUGCCCAGCCUGUGGGCAAUACACCCCUGCCCAACCUGCAGAAUGGGCCUGUCUACGCCCGUGCCAUUCAGAAGAGGGUGCCCAACGCCUACGACAAAACGGCCCUCGCCUUGGAGGUCGGAGACAUGGUAAAAGUGACCAAGAUCAACGUGAACGGCCAGUGGGAGGGCGAGUGCAAGGGCAAGCAUGGCCACUUUCCCUUCACGCACGUCCGGCUUCUGGACCACCAACACCCUGAGGAUGAGAGCUGAGAGAGACACUUAGUCUCACUCCUCACUUCACAAAAUCCCUCUGUGAUUGUUUCUCACAAAUGAUAGAAAGAGCACACAGGAUAUACAGACUACAGUGGUCAGGAGUUGCAACUCAGCAGCUGUUGUUGCCAAUGGGGCUGGAGUACACUCCCCUCCCUUCACAUACACACAGAAUAGAGUUUACACUUCCACCCCAGUAUUGAAGUCCUGAUACACGACACACAGCAGGGUUUAUGACCCCUCUCCCAUGUUAUCCAUGAAAUCCUCCUCUACACACAUACAUACACACGCACACAAUUCAGAUACUUGUGUAUAUGUGGCUUCUCUCACAUACUCAUGGAUCACCCUUUUGUAGUAACGGACUGUGAACUUGGCAGUGAGAAGAGUAGCCACCCUGACUCUUAAUUUUGACUCCCUCUUGUGGAGACAGGUGCUCACUGCGACUGAAACCGACCAUUGCUGCACUUCACAGACAGCAGGAGUUACCACAGCACACUCCACUACUCACCACAGGGGCUCUAACCCAGCCCCUCUCUGCUACAAACCUCACACUACAAACCCCCAAGUCCUCUUUUUGUACUGAAAUGAAAAAUAUUAUGAUAGAAUUAUGACAGGUACAGCAACUGCCAAAAGAAAGGAAACACUUGAGUAAAUGAUGGAUAUAAUGUAUAUUGAAAGCAGGUGCUUUCACACAGGUGCGGUUCCUCAGCAAUUCCUAAGCAAUUAACAUCCCAACAUGCUUAGGGUCAUGUAUAAAAUGCUGGGCAGGCCCGGUUGCCCAUUGUUUUGGCUAACAUGGCUAUGCCCCCAUAGGAUGACAAUGCCCAUCCACAGGGCAUUAAUGGUCACUUAAUGGUUCGAUGAGCAUGAAAACGAUGUAAACCAUAUGAUGUGGCCAUCUGUCACCAGAUCUCAACCCAAUUGUACACUUAUGCGAGAUUCUGGAGUGGCGCUUGAGACCACCAACAAAACACCAAAUGAUGGAAUUUCUCAUGGAAUGGUGUCACAUCCUUCCAAUAGAGUUCCAUCCAGAAACGUGUAUAAUCUAUGGCAAGGCACAUUGAGGCUGUUCUGGCUCAUGGUGGCACAACGCCCUAUUAAGACACUAUUGACGUUUCCUUUUUUUGGGCAGUUAUAUAUAUAUAUAUAUAUAGUACCAGUCAAAAGUUUGGACACACCUACUCAUUCAAGAGUUUCUUUAUUUGUACUAUUUUUCACAUUGUAGAAUAAUAAUGAGACAUCAAAACUAUGAAAUAACACAUGGAAUCAUGUAGUAACCAAAAAUGUGUUAAACAAAUAAAAUAUAUUUUAUAUUUGUGAUUCUUCAAAGUAGCCACCCUUUGCCUUGAUGACAGCUUAUACACUCUUGGCAUUCUCUCAACCAGCUUCACCUGGGAUGCUUUUCCAACAGUCUUGAAGGAGUUCUCACGUUGGCUGCUGUUCCUUCACUCUGCAGUUCAACUCAUCCCAAACCAUCGGUUGGGUGAUUGUGGAGGCUAGGUUAUCUGAUGCAGCGCUCAAUCACUCUCCCUAUUGGUCAAAUUGCCCGUACACAGCCUGGAGAUGUGUUGGGUCAUUGUCCUGUUGAAAAACAAAUGAUAGUCCCACAAAGUGUAAACCAGAUGGGAUGGCGUAUCGCUGCAGAAUGCUGUGGUAGCCAUGCUGGUUAAGUGUACCUUGAAUCCGAAAUAAAUCACAGACAGUGUCACCAGCAAAGCACCAUCACAGCUCCUUCUCCAUGCUUCACGGUGGGAACCACACAUGCAGAGAUCAUCUGUUCACCUACUCUGCGUCUCACAAAGACAGCGUUUUUGCGACUGCUUUUAAACUUUCUAUGUUCUUGAAAUUUUCCGGAUUGACUGACCUUCAUGUCUUAAAUUAAUGAUGGACUGUAGUUUCUCUUUGCUUAUUUGAGCUGUUCUUGCCAUAAUAUGGACUUGGUCUUUUACCAAAUAGGGCUAUCUUCUGUAUACCACCCCUACCUUGACACAACACAACUGAUUGGCUCAAACGCAUUAAGAAGGAAAUAAUUUCCACAAAUGAACUUUUAAUAAGGCACACCUGUUAAUUGAAAUGCACUCCAGGUGACUGCCUCAUGAAGCUGGUUGAGAGAAUGCCAAGAGUGCAAAGCUAUCAUCAAGGCAAAGGGUGGCUACUUUGAAGAAUCUUGAAUAUAAAAUAUAUUUUAAUUUGUUUACCACUGUUUUGGUUACUACAUGAUUGGUUACUAUGUUAUUUUAUAGUUUUGAUGUCUAGACUAUUAUUCUACAAUGUAGAAAAUAGUAAAAAUAAAAACCCUUGAAUGAGUAGGUGUCAACUUCUGACUGGUACUGUAUAUAUAUCAUUACAUGCUAAAUAUUAUGUUAAAUGUUUUGUUUUUUCGUUGCCCUGUGUGUGAACAAACCCUCCCGCUUUGUGUGGUCACUGUUAUGCGUCUAUCUGAAACACUAUGAUGACUGUCUGGGGAGGAAGUGGAGACAUUCCUUAGGACUGUCAGGUAUCGGGCCUUCGUCCAGUCCGCCUCAUUGUUUUGAGAAAUGGUCAUAUAAGGAGGGUAUACACUGGGCAGACAAUGACAGAAACAUUUAAAUAUACCAACACCGCCCUCUCUCCUCUUUGAUUUGCCAAGUCCCCUCCUCUCCCAUCCUGUCAGUCUCCUCCACCUGUCUCAUUCAUUUGUUACAUGGUCUGAUCCAUUUCCUCCCGGACCUCCCCUAUGCUAAAGACACUAGAGGCACCUACAGAUUACAGUUAUGUUUUAGUGUACAUAAAGGCCUUUUGGCAGAUGGAAUCUGUUAACGUCACAUUUGAAAUGAUGCAGACUUAGUUCCCAGCACUGUGAUGCAUAAGUUCACAUUGUCACACUUUACAGAAAGCCACAGCCUUAAUCCUUUGGUGUCUACCCUCCCACGUGGCCGUAGCAAACACAGUAAAUAUUACAAACACGUUUUUAAGUUGACUGAAUUCAUUGUUUCUGUCAGAUACGUUUCAACUGGGAGCUCUAAGUUAGGUCUGGGUUGUAUUUAGUAGGGCACCAUGUUGGAAGUGGUUUAAAAAGUUAUGCAACAGAAAACGAUAUUGAAUGUUUCUUAUCGGACAAGUUUGGGUAGUACCUCCCCGUUUCAAAACCUUUCCUCCCGACUGAACAUGACCACGUUAAUUUCCCUAGUGUCUCCCUUUAGUGCCAAUCUAUCAUCCUCUCACCCAGUACCUACCCUCUGGGCACAGUUAUGACACAUCCAGCCACUGACGUGCCAGAUACACCGCAGUAUGCUAAACGUCCUCAUCAGAUGAUUACACUACAUUGCUAAAGGACUGUGUGGGUGAAAGGCACAUCGAUCAUAGUAACAUGGGUAGGUAUAUUGACCAAUCGUAGGCACAUGUGAGUGUUUUAGGCCAAUCAUCAUCAUUUGGGGAGGGUCUGUUUAUUUUGUCCUUUCUACCUCGUCUGAAUUGUUUUAAUUGAUGUUAAUUGUCUUUCCAAAAUAGGAAAAUAACAUGACCUGAAGUGCCAGGCGCAGUUCAUCUGUAUUUUUGUGGAAAUGUUGGUAGAUUUUAUUUCCUUAUUUUUUGGGGUUGUUUUUUUUGCCAACCGAACAAUUAUAGUCCAAACACUCCUUACUCCCUCAACUAUACCCUGUGGUAUUACUGUGUAAAUGUGCAUAGUUGCUCAACUUUCCCAACAGUGUAAGAACCUACGUUCCUUCCAAGUCCAUGUCUAUGAAGCUGCAAGACUUUUUAAUAACGCUAAGAGGGAGAAUAUUAAUUACAAGCCCUGUGUAGAUGUUUCCUAUGUUAAAGUUUACAAAGACACUACCGUUUGCUCUAUUGAAGGCAGCACUGAGGGCAAUCUGCAUAACUUGUGUUGGCUGCAGAAUCAUUGCAUUUACGAGACAAUGAACAGUUAAAAUGUGUCUGUAAAAGUUUGAAUGGUUUUAUGCUCUGUAUGUGAUAUAAACAGAGUUCAGUGACAGGAGGAGUAGUAAGGCAAGAGGAUGAUUGAACUAUGACACACUACAGAAAGCACCAGGGUUGUGUUCAGUAGGGUACAAAGUAGCAACAUAUUUUGCGAAGGGGGUAAAACAAAUAGUUCUUACUGGUCAAGUUCAGGUAGUAGGCUACCUCCCAGUUUCACUGUUUUGUUUUCUCCCUACUGAAUCAGACCACAACCAGACUCGUGUUGCCCGGGUUAAAUAGUAUUUCUAUAUGUUUUAAUGAAUUAGAAAUUAUGCAAUCUGUAUUUAGCAAUGACAGAGAGAUUUACACAAAUAAAUGAAUGACAAACUCAAACUGAAAAUAUGACAUUAAACUGCCUGACCGAGUUCUCCUAUUGCAUAACUUUGAAUUAUUUGUUUAAGUCAAUACUGCAGAUUGGGAAGGGUGCUGUGGACAUAUAUCUGGCACCUCUCAUUUCCCCGUACUAGUUUUCUUGAAAGGAAACAAAUAAUUGAUGUGCUUUCUGUUGGUCUUUGGCUUUUUAAUGUUGUCCUCUGGUAUGGCACUGAUGGGUAUGUAUUUUACCAUUAUGUUCAUAGUGUAAGACGUUGUUGUACUUUGUUUGGUUAACAUUGCUCAAAUGUUCUCAAACAUUUCCCAUCAACACCAUUCUGCAAUGUGUUGCCAGUUGAGCCAGGUCAUGUUGUGUCUGUUGUACUUGCAUGUUGCAUCCAGUGACACCCGUCUGUCAUCCAACCAUCUCAGGCUUGCCUUGAAGAGACUGUCUCCAUUUCAUAGAGGGCCAUGAUCAUAUGAUACCGUUUUGUCUAGUGGAGUAUAGGCCAGUCAGGUUAAGCAACUUUCGCCCUUGGACCAACGAAUACUUGGAUUUUAAUGAGUGAUUUUAAAAUGGUGUCCUUUCACAAACAUUUUUCAACGUUGAAUCCCUUUUCUGCACCUUAUCUCUUAUAUUGCCUCUGUUACUGAUGAUUGUUUUUUUAUGCCUCAUCAUCAUUCAUGCCAAACUGCCAAACUGUUUUCAUUCUCCUGUAUUUUUGUAGGUAAUUCUACAGAAACUGAAUUACGCUGAGACUCUGGUUUAAAAAAAUAAAGAAAUGUUAUGCCAAACAAAAAAUAUUUUAUUUUUAAGUUUAAUAACAAACCAUACAACUAUGCACAAUGACUAAUUUGAACAAUAUAAACAGUAAAUUACAAAAAAAAAAUAAUACAUUUACUGGAAAAACUAUCUGCACAGUUCUUCCUGUAAAUAUAUUUUGUAAAAAUGUAUAAGUAGUCAUUGUGCAUAGAGUUUGUAUGGUUAAACGUUGAAAUUAACUUGUUUGGUGUACAUUUUUUAAAGUGAAAUCUCAGCGUAAUUCCAUUACAUGAAAUUUCCUUAUCCCAAUUUUCCUUUCGUGCCAUCCCUUUUCUUUUGAAGAGGACAGGAGUGGGUGAAAAUAUAAAUAAUUGAUUUUAAGAUGUUCCAUUGUGAUAUAACACUAUUAUUUGAAGUUCACAUUUUACCUUUUAUUUUCUGUAGCAUGUAAUGUGUUAAUAUCCUUAGUAAAUAAAAACCUAUUACAAUUGUGUCAA
This is a messenger RNA of Oncorhynchus keta (chum salmon), 6859 nucleotides long. RefSeq names its product adapter molecule crk-like. Gene Ontology annotation, molecular function: protein binding. Lineage: Eukaryota; Metazoa; Chordata; Actinopteri; Salmoniformes; Salmonidae. Bases 359 to 1330 code for a protein of 323 amino acids. The record is from RefSeq and is a predicted model, not a curated record. The transcript has 3 exons.